AUUAAACUAAAUAUAAGAAAAAAUUGUGGUCUAAAAUUGAAGGAGAUAGCAGGUGAAGUUCUCAAGAUUUUUCUCCCACAGGCCAAAGCCAAGUUGAACUGGCAUGGCCACUGUUGCAACCAGAGGAAUUGGAGUAGGAGUGACAAAGCUCCAACCCCACAAACCAAAGCACAACAAGUCCUUGUUCCUUGGCCAGAGGCUUAGGAUUAGACCCUCUGGGGAGGCUCAAUGCGGUGCAAGUUUCAGUGUCUCAAACCCAAAAGUGGUUCAAGUUUUUGCACUAGGGGGUGAAUGGGUUGACACAGUUCACAACCUCUUUGUGGGUGUUGGGGUUGGACUUCCUUGCAGUGUGAUGCAGUGUGGUGAUGUGAUCUAUAGGAGCACUCUUCCCCGGUCUAGUGGCUUGACACUUACUGUCCCUGGGGUGGUUCUGGCUUUGGGGACUCUAUCUUAUCUUUGGGCCACACCUGGUGUAGCACCUGGUUUCUUUGACAUGUUUGUUCUUGCUUUUGUUGAGAGGUUGUUCAGACCUACUUACAAAAAGGAUGAUUUUGUUCUGGGGAAGAAGUUGGGGGAGGGGUCAUUUGGAGUGGUAUAUAGAGUGUCACUGGCCAACAAGCCCUCUUCAAAGGAAGGUGACUUAGUCUUGAAGAAGGCAACUGAAUAUGGUGCUGUAGAAAUUUGGAUGAACGAGCGUGUACGAAGAGCUUGUGCAAACAGCUGUGCAGAUUUCGUUUAUGGUUUUCUUGAGAGCUCUUCAAAGAAGGCUGCUGAAUACUGGAUUAUAUGGCGGUUUGAAGGAGAUUCCACCCUAGCUGACUUGUUGCAGAAUAGAGAGUUUCCAUAUAAUGUUGAAACAUUGAUUUUGGGUGAGGUCCAAGACUUGCCCAAAGGAUUGGAAAGAGAAAAUAGAAUCAUUCAAACAAUCAUGAGGCAGAUAUUGUUUGCACUUGAUGGUCUUCACUCAACUGGUAUUGUGCAUAGGGAUAUUAAGCCACAGAACAUUAUUUUCUCUGAAGAGUCUCGGACAUUCAAAAUCAUUGAUCUUGGAGCUGCAACAGAUCUGCGAGUUGGCAUCAACUACAUUCCUAAAGAGUUUCUUUUGGAUCCAAGAUAUGCUGCACCAGAGCAGUACAUCAUGAGCACGCAAACUCCGUCAGCGCCCUCAGUUCCAGUUGCAACUGCACUUUCCCCAGUCUUGUGGCAGUUGAAUUUGCCUGACAGGUUUGAUAUCUAUAGUGCUGGUUUAAUCUUCCUUCAAAUGGCAUUCCCCAGUUUACGCUCUGAUAAUAGCCUCAUACAAUUCAACCGUCAAUUAAAGAGAUGUGACUAUGACUUGGUUGCAUGGAGAAAAACUGUAGAGCCUCGAUGUGGCCCUGAACUGAGGAAAGGCUUUGAGAUGUUGGAUUUGGAUGGUGGAAUAGGAUGGGAACUUCUGAAAUCAAUGGUAAGGUACAAAGCAAGACAACGACUGAGUGCAAAAUCAGCAUUAGCUCAUCCUUAUUUUGACAGAGAAGGCUUGUUGGCAUUGUCUUUCAUGCAAACACUGAGGCUGCAGCUCCUACGUGCAACUCAGCAGGACUAUGGAGAAGCUGCCAAGUGGAUUACUAACCUAAUGGCAAAAUCAGGGACACAGAAAGAUGGUGGAUUCACUGAAGCACAGCUUCAGGAACUGAGAGAAAUUGAGCCUAAAAUUUCAAAGAAAGCUAAUGCACAGAGAAAUGCUCUAGCUUCAGCCCUUAAACUUCAGAGGAAGAUUAUAAGAACCUUAAAUGAGAGUAUGGAUGAGCUCAACAGACGCAGGAAAAGCUUUUGGUGGAGCAGAUGGAUCCCAAGAGAGGAAUGAAAAUUGUAAAUACUAAAAAAAAUCGUGGUAAAAAAAAUGUUAUGGCACUUUCCUUAAAGUUUCUUCUAGCCAGCUGUGCAUCAAGGAUAAAUCAAACCUCAUUGUUGUCCAUAGACUCAAGAGCAGGAAAAGAAAUGGUCACUUCUUAAGUGUUAUCCUACCCCAUUUCUUGCUUUAUUCAGAAGGAAAGUUUGUUCUAAUUUUCAAUGGAGGAUAUGAUAUGGGGUGCACUUUCAUGAGUGGCUAAUGGGCCUGAUUAAUUUUUCUUUUGCCU
Cajanus cajan (pigeon pea) is the source of this 2120-nucleotide messenger RNA. It is a transcript of the gene STN7, whose product is annotated as Serine/Threonine kinase domain protein. Lineage: Eukaryota; Viridiplantae; Streptophyta; Magnoliopsida; Fabales; Fabaceae. Gene Ontology annotation, molecular function: ATP binding; protein kinase activity. The record is from RefSeq and is a predicted model, not a curated record. Gene Ontology annotation, biological process: protein phosphorylation.